GCUCCUCAGCUGACUUUGCAUGUUAAUUGUGACUCAACACGCGAGACAACCUGAGACCAAAGGGCAUGGAUGCUGUGCUGACAAACCAAGAUUUAUAAUGAGGCAGUAUUUAUUCAAAUCUGCAAUCACGGGAUGUUGUCAUUGGACGCACCUGUGCACAGCACUAGACGAGUAGGCAAUAUAUCACGAGGUGGUUUUCCUACCAAUAGCUAGAACGUGUGAUGUUUCCUCAGUGUUUAUAAACUGGGACGAGGAGGUGUGCCUGGCUCAGUGUACGGCGCAGGUCGUUGGAGGACAGACUACACUGACAGUGUUCUUGAUCGUGACACAUCGGUGAAGCAAAGGAAUUUAACCUUGUCGGGUGAAGCUGAACCAGGAGUCUCACAGACUGAUACGAUGCAGCAGGGACAGAACAACGCAGCGCCCCAGGGAGCCGCACCUCCCGGCAUCCUAUAUAGCGGGGACCCGUCUCUCAUAGGGGCCUGCCGCCAUAGCGACCUAGAUACAAUCCAGGCCCUCCUGUGUGAUCGUACGGUCAACGUGAACUGCAGAGGGUACCAAGAGAUGACACCGCUAAUGGCGGCAGCAGAGACUGGACGGUCAGAUGUCAUGAAGAUCCUUGUGAAGAAGGGAGCCAAUCCGACACUGGUGAGCGAUGCAGGUCAAAAUGUUCUUCACUUGGCCAGCAUGAAAGGAGAUGUGAAGUGUGUGAAGUUUAUCCUCUCACUGAGGCUGGUGAACAUCAAUGCCGUGACCAACGAAGGAUGGACAGCAACCGACUGGGCGAGAUACUGGAGUCGUGAAUCAGUGGAGCAAACCCUGUUGGAUCAUGGCGCUGUGCCAAGUCAGAAAUCUCCUGCUGAGAAAAAAAAAUGAAAUAAAACUUUUUGAACAUAA
This is a messenger RNA of Haliotis rufescens (red abalone), 897 nucleotides long. RefSeq names its product alpha-latrocrustotoxin-Lt1a-like. NCBI's taxonomy places the organism in Eukaryota, Metazoa, Mollusca, Gastropoda, Lepetellida, Haliotidae. The transcript has 3 exons. Bases 397 to 876 code for a protein of 159 amino acids. Gene Ontology annotation, molecular function: protein binding. The record is from RefSeq and is a predicted model, not a curated record.